Molecule: messenger RNA, 503 nt
Organism: Eimeria maxima
Lineage: Eukaryota; Apicomplexa; Conoidasida; Eucoccidiorida; Eimeriidae
Product: Breast carcinoma amplified sequence 2, related, related
Exons: 5
Biological process (GO): mRNA processing
Cellular component (GO): precatalytic spliceosome; Prp19 complex; catalytic step 2 spliceosome
Source: RefSeq, a predicted model, not a curated record
GGGAGCCCAUUCCCGAGUUGGACUUGAGCAAAUACACUUCGUUUUCGGUGCCUUCGGGUUCGAAGGCUGGAGACGUGAAGGCGUGGGAGAAGACAGUGAUAAACUGUCAGCAGCUGCUGCAGCACGCAGCAACAGCUCACAUAAACCUCGAGCUCAUGAACGCCCAUGCUGCAGCGUCUUGGCAGCGGCACCUCACAAAUCUCACGCAGACCAAGGACAGACUUGUCGCUGCAACUAAGCGCCGCACCGAGGAGGAGAAUUCUAUUUGCAAGACACGAAAAGUGCAGCAGGUAGAGGCAUCAGGCACCCUCAAGCAGCUGGAGCAAACGGCCCAGCAAUACAAAAACAACAACGCAUCCAUCAUUGAGGCUCUGGGACCGCUGACGGCGGAGGUUAUGGAAUUGAAGGCCAAGUGUAGAAUCAGAGGUAUUUUGCCAGAGUACGCAGAGGAGGACGAGUUCGAUUUGGAGGCAUGGCAGGAGGCGGCGAACACAACGAGUUGA